AUGGAUGAAGGCGCAUCUUCUCGUCCGACAGACACCCCCGAAGGCUCUGCUGGUGGGGAUGAUAACAACGCCGCCUCGGCUGCGUCGAAGAACCCGGCCUUGAAGGAUCGGAAAUGCCAGUAUUGCCAUCAAGCGUUCACCUCGUCGUCCCUCGGUCGCCAUCUGGACCAGUUCCUCUUCAAGAAAAAACCAGACGGCGUUCACGAUGUCGAGGAGAUCCGGCGCAUUCGGAGCGGAAUCACGCGGCGACAGGCCCGUACCUCCUCUGGGAGACGGGAUACCCCCGAGCGAGCGACGAGCAAAGGCCAGCAGGACACGUACAGUGCGGGCGAAUCGGGGAUCAAGUCACGCGAGGGCGCGUAUAGAAUGAUGUUUAACACGCCCACGUGGCAUGCGACCGGAGUGAUCAAUGACAUCCCCAACCCGACUCAGUCGCAAGAGAAUAGCUCGUCUCAAUCGCGCAUUGCGCCUUCGCAGUCACGGGCUGGUCCGCUUUCGUAUCCGGAAAGAGGUGGAUCAAAUAACCCAGACACCAUGAGGGCGUUGGAGCUGGCCUUGCGCGAGGUGCUGGACAACAUCAAAGCCGCAACUUCCAGAAUGCGCCCUAGGCUCUCCCCAUUUGACUUCGACAUCCAGGCGCAAACGUUCCCUUCCCUCUGCCUGCAGCUGCUGCCUCCCCCACCCAGUCUAUUCGCAGCAAGCCCAUUUCCGUCUCCCUCGUCAUUCCCCCUCCAGCCUCCAGGAGUCGAGCAUCUCGACAUUGUCCGACAGGCGCUCCGCGCCAAGAUCGAUCAAUGGCAAUCCGACCAGCGCACCGCCGAGUCCAACAGCAGCUCCCAGUCAGGAAGACCCAGCCUCGGGCUGGACUCGACCAUGAUCGGUCGGAGCGCGCAGCAACACGAAGACCUCAGUCUGCGACACCUAGAGCUGGCAUUCAAACAUUGGGUCUCCAUGCCUGCAGACGCCCGGAGAGACGCCUGGCAACUCGAAAUCACCCGCGCAUUCGCACGGGAAAUGGAAAAGCGCAAGUCGCUCGACGACCAACUCGCGCGCGUCCAACAGGAGGCCAACCAACUUCGCGCGCAGGUCGAGCGCCUCGGCUCCUGCCAAUGGCCGAGGGAAUUCGCAAUCUUCCCUCCCGACACCCUCCCCCUCCCCCGGGACGUCGCCCGCGAACUCGACACCAAGGAGAGCCAAAUCAGCCCCACCUCCUCACGCUGGGACUACGACAACGUCGUCGCCAAAUGGAAACGAGUCGUCAUGCACGACCGAGGCAUGGGUCGCAUCGGGGUCGGGAUCGGCCACGCCAGCAACCCACCGGAUGACUACCGCAGCACCGAACCCAGACACCCCCCCACCAGCGACACCGACCCAACCACCCGCGCCAGGACCCUAAACCCCCCGUCCGCACUCAGCCCCGGCCCAUCCCCCUCCAACACCAGCGGUGGCGGCCCCUCCGCGCCCCCAAGCCAACAAACCUCCCCAUACCUCCCACACGACCACCACCACACCCGGAGCCCCGACGCAGGGCCACAAGCCAAACGACCCCGUCUGAUGAACGGCCACCAUCAUGCCGGAACCACGCCGGACGGCGUCCCCAGUUCCGUUCCCACGAAUCAGACCCCCGCCAGUGCGCCGAGUAGUAGUACUACUGCUAGCUCCUGGACAACGACCACGCAAGCCCCCUCCACUAUCGCCUCCUCCAUCGCUAGUGCCAAUCCUGCAGGUCCUACGCCCCCGCCUUCUUGUUCUGGGUGAUCAUGAUGAUUG
Aspergillus ibericus CBS 121593 is the source of this 1770-nucleotide messenger RNA. RefSeq lists its product as uncharacterized. Bases 1 to 1758 code for a protein of 585 amino acids. The transcript has 2 exons. NCBI's taxonomy places the organism in Eukaryota, Fungi, Ascomycota, Eurotiomycetes, Eurotiales, Aspergillaceae. The record is from RefSeq and is a predicted model, not a curated record.